CGAACACAAAUCGUCCUCGUUCCUCUUAUAUGAAUCCUAUAUGUACGAUCUCAGUUGCCAGGUCCCCUUCAAAGCGACUCAGUAGUUACAUUCCAGAGGUACGCCGGUUGUCCUCCUCCUGACACUGUUUCUUUAGGUUUGGUGUAAAGAAAAAUCAAAUUGCAGACAUGUUUGCCUGUGCUAAAGUCAUUGCACCCCUUGCACGAAGUGCAAUAAUUGCCAGUCCAAAGACCUUUUUACGGCCACUUAGCAGUACAUUAAGUCAAAGUAGCCAAUUGUUAGUUCAGUCGCCAGUUGUCCAACAACAGUCUCAGAAACCCACACUUUUACCUGCAAUCCGCAGUUUUCAAACUACAGCUGUAACUAGGGAUAUCGAUUCCGCUGCUAAGUUUAUUGGUGCGGGUGCGGCUACAGUUGGUGUUGCUGGCUCAGGAGCUGGUAUUGGAACAGUGUUUGGAUCACUAAUUAUUGGAUAUGCCCGAAAUCCAUCUUUAAAACAGCAACUUUUCUCAUAUGCUAUCUUAGGUUUCGCCUUAUCUGAAGCUAUGGGAUUGUUUUGUCUUAUGAUGUCCUUCCUACUGCUGUUCGCGUUUUAAAAUUGCCAAGAAGGUUACGCUAUCAUACUCCAUCAUUUCGUUACAGUACCAUCAAGUAGAGACAUUCUUUUAUUUAAUAUUGGCAAUAGGACUUUUAAGUAGAAAUAUAUAGACUCCUAAUUAAAUGUAUGACAAAAAUAAUUGUAAAUUUUUUUAUUACACCAGAGAUGAACUGACUGGGUUUAUUAUGUUCGCUAAUUUUUCAUAUGUUUAAUAGGGAGUAAUUGUAAUUUUUUGUGUACAAUUAAAUUAAGCACUAUUGCAUACUGUACAGGAUUAGAAAUUAAUAAAUUUCUUAGUUGUCAUAUUUGUCGAUUAGAUUUAUUAAGUUUUAUCUCUUUCGUUGUUGAAUCCCAGUGAUUUAGAUUUUCAUCUUUCUAAAUUUCAGGAUUAUUUUUACAAAAAAUGCGCUCUUAUAAAUUUUUCAUUCCCAUUAUCUAUGAAACCGUAACGAUUUAGGGAGUAUUCCAAUAGGAACGUUCAAUUGUUCAUUAAAAAUCAUAUGUAUCAUAACGAGAAUAAAAAGUUGAAUUGCG
Molecule: messenger RNA, 1132 nt
Organism: Photinus pyralis (common eastern firefly)
Lineage: Eukaryota; Metazoa; Arthropoda; Insecta; Coleoptera; Lampyridae
Product: ATP synthase lipid-binding protein, mitochondrial-like
Exons: 4
Coding region: 168-596 (142 amino acids)
Biological process (GO): proton transmembrane transport; proton motive force-driven ATP synthesis
Molecular function (GO): proton transmembrane transporter activity
Source: RefSeq, a predicted model, not a curated record